This is a messenger RNA of Chaetura pelagica (chimney swift), 2727 nucleotides long. RefSeq names its product chromatin assembly factor 1, subunit A (p150) (gene CHAF1A). The transcript is spliced from 13 exons. Bases 1 to 2727 code for a protein of 908 amino acids. NCBI's taxonomy places the organism in Eukaryota, Metazoa, Chordata, Aves, Apodiformes, Apodidae. The record is from RefSeq and is a predicted model, not a curated record. Gene Ontology annotation, biological process: nucleosome assembly. Gene Ontology annotation, cellular component: CAF-1 complex; nucleus.
AUGGAGUGCAGAGACAAAGCAGCUGGGCCUCCCAGGAAGCUCGUCCAAGCUCGACUGCCCUUCAAACGUUUGAAUCCAGUGCCAAAGGAAACGUUGGAGCCUGAUUCCCAAGGCAAAAAAGUGAAGAGUUCCCAGGGUGGUUUUGAUCCCACUAAGGAUUCCACCCUGGAUGCAUCCUCUGCAUCCCUGGACAACCUGGAGAACAACUGUCAGCUGGAUUCAGAGGGGAAUUUUUCACCAAAACUCGUGAAUGGGAAAGGUCCAUUAGACCAUUUUAUCCAGAAAAGCACAAAAGUGAAUCCAAAUGAACCUGUGAUUUUCAUUGACCUGACAGAGGGCACGAGCCACAGACUCAGUGAUGGUGUAGACCAUGUUCAUGUUGAUCCAAAAGCUUCUUCAUUCCCAGCUGUGAGUAAUGGCACAUUAGGAAAAGAGAGAAACCAGCUGAGCUGCCUGAAUUCCAGUCAGAGAAGCCAAAUGGGUGAUCCCUUGGAGACUGGUGGACCUUGUGAAGCUGCAGGGGAUGAAGAGGAGUUGGUUGGUGGGAUCCAGGCACGUUCUGGGAUAACAGAGUGUGAGGGUGUGGAAGAGACCAAGGGAAACCAGAGCAAACUGAAGGACAUCAUCUUUGAGGGGAAGAUGCCUGUGGUGCUCCUGGAGGACAUCAUGACAGCAAUGCCACCCCAGGGGGUUUCUCUGGAUGGAAGUGUCACGUCAGGAAGUGAGACCAUGGAAUCAUCUCAUGAAGGAGACUCUGGACUUACCAGCUCCUCCCUGAGCCCUCACUCUGGGAGCUCCCCUGAGGCUCAGGCUGCUGCAGAACCCAAGAGGAGCACCAGUCCCCUGGCUGCCUCCACACCCCUCAGGAAGGUGUCUCAGAAGUGCCACAGAAGCUCAGCUGAGAAGGAGAAGCUUCGGUUGCAAAGAGACCAGGAACGUGCAGACAAACUGCAGAAGCUGCAGGCGGAGCGAGAGGAAAAGGGGAGGCUGAAGGAAGAGGCAAAAGCUGCAAAAGAAAGAGCCAAGGAGGAGGCCAAGAAGAAGAAAGAGGAAGAGAAAGAGUUGAAAGAGAAAGAAAGGAGAGAAAAGAGAGAGAAGGAAGAGAAGGAGAAAGCUGAGAAGCUGAGAGUCAAGGAGGAGAAACGCAAGGAGAGGCAGGAAGCUCUGGAGGCAAAACUCGAGGAGAAGAGGAAGAAAGAAGAGGAGAAACGGUUAAGGGAGGAGGAAAAGCGAAUUAAUGCCCAGAAAGCAGAAAUCACCAGGUUCUUCCAGAAACCAAAGACUCCACAAGCCCCAAAGAUUCUUGCUGGUUCUUGUGGAAAGUUUCCUCCUUUUGAAAUUAAGGAGAACAUGGUUUUAGCUCCUCUCUCCCGUGUUGCCCUGGAUCCUGACUUGUUGGAGCAGCUGGAUAAGCUCCUGUGUGCCCAGAAUAGUGAAGGUUCCUUCUUGAGGGAUCUAAAGUGUCGGAAACCACGGAAAACUGGACCCACUUUGGUCAGUAGCAGCACUGACACAGUGAACAGUGACGUGGUGGUUGUGGAUAACUGCAAACCAGAUGCUGUUCCAGAAAGAGGGAAGUUUGGUCGGAUGAAACUCCUGCAGUUCUGUGAGAAUCACCGUCCUGCCUAUUGGGGCACGUGGAACAAGAAAACCUCUGUGAUCCAUCCCAGGAACCCAUGGUCAAAGGACAGUAAACUCCUGGACUAUGAAGUAGAUAGUGAUGAGGAAUGGGAAGAGGAGGAACCUGGAGAAAGUCUCUCCCAUAGUGAAGGGGAUGAUGAAGAGGAGGGAGAGGAUGAAGAUGAUGACGAUGGGUUUUUUGUACCCCAUGGGUACCUAUCUGAAGAUGAAGGAGUGACAGAAGAGUGUGACCCAGAGAACCAGAAGGUCCGUCAGAAGCUGAAAGCCAAGGAAUGGGAUGAGCUGAUGGCCAAGGGGAAGAGGCUCCAUGUCCUGCAGCCUGUGAAGAUUGGCUGUGUCUGGGAAGGCCCAGGGAAGGACAGCAGCUCCAGUGCAGACCUGAAGGUUCUCCAGCAGUUCACAGCCUGUGUCCUGGAUUCACUCGGCCCAGAGGAGGAGCAGCAGAUACAGAAAGGCAGUAAAAGAAGAGCAAAAGAUCAGCAAAUUCUUGCCCAGCUUCUCCCUCUGCUUCAUGGCAACGUCAACGGGAGCAAAGCCAUCAUCCAGGAAUUCCAGGAAUGCUGCCGGCAGGGACUGUUCAGCGAGGUGGUGGCAGCUGCUGAUGGCAGUGACAACAGCCCCACGAGUCCCCACCCCUCCAGACCACAGACCCCAGUGGGUGAGGACAGUGGUGUCCCUUCCAAAGCCAGGCUAAAGAGAAUCAUUUCAGAGAACUCUGUGUAUGAGAAGAGACCCGAGUACCGGAUGUGCUGGUACGUCCACUCCGAGGUGCUGAAGAGUUUGGACCAAGAGCACCUCCCUGUCCCCUGCCAAUGGAACUACGUCACCCAGGUCCCUUCUGCAGGGAAGGAGGAAGGUGGCAACGUGCCAGCCCUGGCUGUCCCACCAGCCACCCCUGUGGCAGUGAAGAGGAAGGCCACGGGGAGCAUGUCCAUCACCAGGUUCAUGAAGAGACCUCGGAACGCUGAGCAGGCUGAAGCUGUGGAGAUGGAUGGAUUCCAGGCAGACACUGAGGAAGAUGAGGAAGAUGAUGACUGCAUGAUUGUGGAUAUACAGCCAGGAAAAGGUGGGAAGAUCAGUGGGUAG